This is a messenger RNA of Plasmodium gonderi, 7971 nucleotides long. RefSeq lists its product as hypothetical. Bases 1 to 7971 code for a protein of 2656 amino acids. The transcript has a single exon. The record is from RefSeq and is a predicted model, not a curated record. Lineage: Eukaryota; Apicomplexa; Aconoidasida; Haemosporida; Plasmodiidae.
AUGGAAGAAGAAAAACGGAACUGUGAAGAUAUGAAAAAAGAAUUCCCCAAAAAAAGCAACCCUGAAAAAUUGAGGAAAGCAAAAAAGGAAAACACAGGAGAAAACAAAAAGGAAGAGAAGCAAAAAAACAAAGGGGAAAACAAAAAGGGGAAAAACGAAGAAAACCAAAAGGGGAAGAACGAAGAAAACCAAAAGGGGAAGAACGAAGAAAACAAAAAGGGGAAAAACGAAGAAAACCAAAAGGGGAAGAACGAAGAAAACCAAAAGGGGAAGAACGAAGAAAACCAAAAGGGGAAGAACGAAGAAAACAAACAUGGAAAAAACGAAGAAAACAAACAUGGAAAAAAUGAAGAAAACAAAAAUGGAAAGAAAGAAGAAAACAAAAAUGGAAAGAGACAGGAAAACAAAAAGGAAAAUAAAAAAUCUAAGAUUUGUAAAUCCAUUACCUGUAAACGAAGCCAAAGUGAUGAGAAGAAGGCUCAGGGAAAAGACAAAUAUGUUAUGGAUACGCAAUUAAGUCAGUUUAAAUUAAAAAAGACGAAAAGUGCAGAACGAACAGAGGAUAGAAUAAAUGGUAUUCACCCAAAAAGUGAUCCACAAAAUAUGAGUAAGGAUAUGUCAAGUUUUAAAAAGGAGGUUCUGGAUUCUGGGUAUACCUUGGUGGAGAAUGGAUCAGGAAUGAUUUCAGAGGAAAAAUACAAAACGGGUGAAUGCAAAAGUGGUAGAAGUGCAAAUGAGAGGAGUAGCGGUAGCAAUGACAGUUCAAGAGGGAGAAGUAUCGAGUGCAGCAAGGGGGAAGUUGAACAGCACAAUGUUGAUAUAGGAAAAUGUGAAAGGAGCAACACUGACAUAGGAAAAUGUGAAAAGAGUAACAUUUACACAAGGGCGUGUGAAAGCAGCAACAUUUACACAAGGGCUUGUGGAAAGAGUAACAUUAACACAAAGGCAUGUGAAGGGAGCAACAUUUACACACGAUCAUAUGAAAGAAGCAACAUUUACACACGAUCAUAUGAAAGAAGCAACAUUUACACAAAUGCGUGUGAAAACAGCAAAAAUGGCAAGCAUAAAACUGCAUCCCCUAUGUUUGGGUUGCUAGACAAAUCAAUCAACAAUUUGGAUGUAGAAAGUGAUGAUACAUUCAGCGUUUCGCUAGCUUCAGGCACGUCAGGAAAUUCAAGCAUAUAUGGAGAAAGAGAUGAUUUAAUUCAAAUAUGUAUUGAACAAGUAAAACUAGACAAUCAUGAAACUAGUUGUGCAGAUUACAAAUACGCAUUCUGUGUAUCAUAUUUUAUAUAUGAAGAUCCGUUAGAAAUUUUCAGCUUAUAUCAAGGAAUAAAUUGGCUUCCUGAAUUGAAAAAUAGAUGCACUUCCCUAAGCAAAAUCGAAUUUAAGCUAAAAAGAAACAUUAAAAAAAGUAAUUCGUCUGCAUAUGUAAAUAUUAAUCAAUGCAUAAAUUUAAAAAGUAGACAAAAUGAAUUUCUAAACAUUUUAGAUGAUACUAUAGUGUACAUUUUUAUUUCCAUAUUUGGAGUAAAUUUAAAAGAAUUCGAGAUUUUCUACCAAAAUAAAUAUGGUAAAAAGAGCGUAAAAAAAGUAGACAGUGUUCUGUCUAAGAUUGUCACUCCUGAGUGUACAGAAUUGAAUUCUUUUUUUCGCCCCUCUGAUGAAAACAUAAAUUUGGGAGAAGUAAAACAUAAUACAUAUGAAUCACGUCCAACAGAAAUGAAUGAAAAAUUAUUUUGCAAAAAGAUUGUUGAAGAAGAAAUUUUGUCACAGGGAGAAAAGAAAAUUGUUGCAGAAAAGGACUACAAAAAAUUUCUAAAAGUUUUGGGAUCUUCCAUUAUUCCUAUAAAUGCAGAAAAGAAAGAAAAAGACGUAAGGAAAAAACAAGUGAAAUCUUAUGCAUACUCAAAUAGAUGUACAGGCGACAGAUAUAAUAUAUACCCGCAUGACGUAAUUCGAAGCAUCUUGUACAAUUAUUUAGAUUUUUUCAAGAAAAAUAAAAAGGUUAAUAUAUUUCAUCUCAUUAAUAAGUAUGAACAUGAGCUAGUACCAAUAGGAAGAAUGAAUCUUCAACACAGCGUGAAAAGAGAAAUAAAAUUUUCCGAUUUGCUUAACGAAGAGUACAUAGUUAACACACUAAUGAGUAACAAAAGUUAUGCACGUAGAAUCAUGAAGAAGAUAUUAAAAUAUGUAAAAAUAUAUAAAAUAAAUAAUGGACAAGAAAAUUGUAGUAUUGUGAACAAAAUAAAUAAUAUGUUUUCAUACAUAGAUGUAGAAUUAAAUAAAGGAGAUCCGAAUCAUUUGAAUCGAUCCUUUUCGUAUUUCGAAAAUAAUAUACACAAAUUGGAUAAUACAAAAGAAAAGGAAGCCUUAAAAAAAAAAUUCAUAAAAAAAUUACUUAAAAUGUUAGGAUUAUUAAAGAUAAAAUAUCCAAUUAAUUUCUAUUCACAUGGUUGUCCAAAUAGAGAAAUUCCAUGUUCUCAUCUAAUAGUACAUGUACAUUCUGUCUCUAAUAUGACACUGAAAUUAUGUUCCCUAAAGAAUUUUUUAAAUGCCAAUUUUUUUUAUCUAGUCAUAUUCUGGCAGGAUGAGGCAAAGGAUAUACACAACAUUCAAAAUAUGAAAUGUCGAAAAAGCAGAACUAUAAAAUUGACACCACAAAAUGGGAUAGAGGUUGAUUAUUAUUUCACAACACAAUCUAAUCAUACGGAUAACAAAAUAGUAGAGAAAGAAAAACAGGAUAUUGUAUCGUUAAAAUUAAAUUUUAACAGUGCAGUUAUAUUGCCAUAUAACUUAAAUGUGUCUUCGUCUGCUUUAAAUUUAAUCCUUUUUCAUAAUGACACUCCUCUGCUGGAGUGCAACAAUAAUCCAGCACACGAUGAGGGAACAAGAAGCACUCUAAACAUAAACAAAAGUAACUAUGAUUCUGAUAAAGGUGAUCGGAUAGGAGAUAGAAACAGUAAUGGAAGCACUGAUGGAAGCAGCGAAUUUAGCCACAACAAUGAUAUAAAUGAUGAUACACCAUUUAACGAAGGUGGUAAAAUAAAGAGGAUUCUUAGAAUUCAUCCUUAUUAUUUAAAGACGAAGGGAAAAGACUUAUUCACAGAUAAAUUUCAACCUGUUGUUGAAUUUUCAUGUUACAAACAUCCAAAAUAUAGCACAUUUUUCCAUCCAUCAAAGUAUAAACUUAUUUACAUGAAUAAGAUAAAAAGUAACAUUGAUGAUGAUAAUUUUCAUUCGUCUUAUUCAGCUCCGAAUUUUGGUAGAGACCAAAUUGUUUUUCAGUUUUUUGACGAUUUCACAAAUGAUUUGCAUUUUUCAAAUGGCAAUGUAAGAAAUGAAAACGUGAUUCCUAAUUUCAGGAGCCACUUUUUCGUUCCUAUUAUGAAGAUUAAUGACAGGGAUGAAUCGACAUUUUCCCACGACUUAGUGCAGAAUCGUCUCAACAGUUUGAACUCCGAACGGGGUGACAUUGUAUCUGUGGAAUGUAACAGAAACAGGUGUAGAAGUAGAAGCAGAAAUAUUCAGGUGCAAUGGAAUCGACAGGAUGAGGUUGUCCACUUUGCUGUUGCAGAGGGAAAGGGACUCAAGGGAGGAGAACUAAACAAAUGGCUCUCUUUCUAUGUACAUACAAAAAAUUAUAAAAGCAAUAAUACAUAUGGCGGAAAAUAUGUUGAUAUAAGAUUACAAAUUGAACCUUUGGAUUGUUUAAAAUUACAUUAUGAUGUAGAUCCUUUUAAAGAUGAAAAGGUAAGUAAAAAUAGUGUAAUUCCUUAUGGAGAUAAUAGAAUGUUAAACAGUAUUAAUCAGCUCUGCUUUAAGUCAUUUAAUGAUAUACAUGAAAUGAUUGAUUACAAGGUGGAGGAUUUAAAAAACGGCACAUAUCAUAUUAUAUACAAAGUAUCGAAGGUAGGGACGAAACUUCUACACAUAUAUUGUGAUGGAAUCAAUGUUAUUGGUUCUCCUUAUGAAGUAACUAUCACACAUGCAAGUGCAGAUCCAAAAUCAUCGAAGAUUUUUGGAAAAGGUGCUACACAAUGCUUGGCAACACCAGUUCUUAAUCUACAUAAUGAACCAUCGGAGGGAAGCAGAAAAGUUGGAAUCGAGGGAAAUGUUCAUCAACAUGUUCAUAUAGAUGAAGACAUACUUGUUAAUUCUCAUGAUAAGACAGGUUUGGUGACAGAUGUGCACAUAUGUGGAGAUAACUGGGAAGAACCAAUAGUUCAUAGUGGACCUUCUUUACUUCCAAGAAGGACACUGCAGGAAUUGAAAAAAUUGGGGGAGGAUAAGGAAAUGGAUAUGUUGGAGACUGAGCAGAAAGAGAUCGAUUGGGAGGAAGAAAAGCAAAAGAAGGAGAAUCCACCUGGAGAUAGAUGCAAGGAGAAGGAACCAUCUGGAGAUAAAUUCGCAGAAUCAUCUCUGAAUGGGGGAGGAAAGGAACUCCACAUCAUCUCCAUAAAGAAAAGAGAAGGAAACACAGAAAAUAAUAUAAACAAAGGCACAAAAUUGAUAGAACAGUGUUUGGGUACAGCACUUAAGGAUCAAUGUGAAAAUAAAAGGACGGCAUAUAGUGAGAAAAAAAACUUUGUUUUUUCAAAUCCACAAUAUUAUGAUGAAAUAAAUGGAUGGAGUAUAAAUAAAAUUGACAAAAUGAAUAGAAAAAGGUGUGAAGAGUUCAUAAAGGGAUUACACAUUGUAAACAAUUUUACAGUGGUGUUAUAUGACAAGAAUGGUGAAAAGAUAAGCAUUGGAAAUGAUAAUGUAAAAGUGAUAGGGAAAAAGGGAACCCAUAUUAAAAAUGUUAUUGAUAAUAAUGAUGGUAGUUAUAAUAUAGAAUACAUAAACUAUUUUAUAAAUGAAGAAAAAACGAGAAAAAUUGUGAAAGACAUAAAAAUAGCAGAUAUAACUAAUUUUUACAAAGAAUUUUUAUUACAUUCUAGUCAUAAAUUUUAUGAUAAUCAUAUCAUUAAAGAAUUUCAAAAGAGAUUUCAUAAGGAUAUACCAAUAUGUAGCCAAAUACAUAUAUACAUAAAUGAGGUAGAAAUGUUUGGUUCUCCAAUAAAACCCAUAAUUAUGAAUAUCCCUCAUAUUCUUCAUUUUUAUGAUUUAUAUUUUCAAUUUACCUAUUCAGGGUUGCUACUAAAAAAUUUUGAAUUUUUAUUAAGUUCAAAUAAUUAUCAAUUGUGCAUGGAUAAUCUCUACGAAUUUUACAACAAUUUUUUGGACGACAAACAAAGGUCGUGCUCAUCUCCAAAUUUCAUGAAAAAGUCCACAAGCAUUAUUCCAUUUCCUGCAACAAAUGGAUUACAUAACAAUUUAGGAGCUAAAAAUUUUUUCUUUAAAAUACCACUAAACAUAAUUGAUUUAAGAAAUGGUUCUUUUAUUGAUAAUAGGGAGAGAGUACAUUAUGAACCCCAAUGGAUAGAUAGUUAUGCAAAGCAACACACAGUUCUUGACAAUUCAAGUGAACGAAGCAAUCACAAAAUAGUUAAAGAAAUGGAUUCAAUCAGGUAUAUACCUACAAGAGGCGUUAUGAAACAAGGGGGAGAUCAAAUAAUAUGGAGAAAAGAACUAAACUGUAACAAAGGGCGAAAUGUAUCGAACAUAGACUUUAACAAAUUGACAGAAUAUCCAAAAGAUGAUAGUUCAUCGCAGGGAGAAAUAAUCUCAGAAAUAAACGAAUCAGCAUUUGUAAACAAAUGGUUAUACAUGUUUUUGUACAAAUCUAAAUUAUGCAAAUCAAACAAGAAAUAUGACUUGAGCUUGAAUUUGGCAUACUCUUUGAGUAACAUAGUCUUACAACACUUAAUUUAUUUAAAGAAAUAUAAACUUUUUAUUAAUUCGAAACAGUAUGAAAAUAGCUUAUUGGAAAAUAACAUUCUGAUGCAAUUCAGAAAAUUAUUAGAAGAAGAAUAUAACAAAAUGUUUGCUUAUCAAACAAAUAAUAUUAUAAAUUACUGCAACAAAAUUGGGAAUGUCAAAUUUAGUGGUUUAGAAGAAUUAAUAAAAGUGUACAAAGGCAUCGCAUUCGAAUUGAGAAAAUUAAAAAAAAAUGAUUUAGCUGACGAUUUUGAUAAAUGUUGUGAAAAUAUGUGCCAAGAGUUAUAUCUACACAAUAUAGAAUCAAGUCUAAGUAGAAAGGAAGUUAUGUUAGAUAAGUAUGAAAACAUUAUUGACCAAAAAAUUGAAAAAAUGGAUGAAAUCAAAGAGGAAAUAAAAAAGUAUGAACAAAAACAAGUAGAUAUAGACAAAGUAACCAAAUUGUGUACAGUAAAACAUAAUAAAUCAAUCCAAACAUUUGAUUAUUUGUCGUAUAAAAAUAGUUUCCUUGGCUCUCUCAUAGAAUCAAGAAAGGAAAAAACUGCAGAAGAAAAGGAAGAAAUAAAAAUAGGAGAUAUGACAGAAGACCAGACAAAUAUCGGAGAGGAAACAAAAAUCUUUAACAUGGUUAGGAAAUAUUGGAGGAAUUCAUCCACUUAUGACAUCUUUACAACCAUAAAAAAAACACUAAAAAGUUGCCCAAGAUUAAAAAUUUCACUUGAUGAAAUUUUCAAUUACUACAGUUGUAGUGUGAAAAAAAAUAAUAAAAUGAAAGAUUAUCAAAUUAAAAAAAUGCAAGAAAUAAAAAUGGUGGAAAAUUUAGACAAUUUAAAAAAAAUAGAACUAAGCGAAGAUAAUAAUAAUAAUAAUAUACUACCACACAACGAAUUAAGUAACUUUCAUUUGACAUAUAAUGCAUAUAUAGCACUCUUAAUCGAUCUUAAAUGUAAUAAAUAUUUUAUUAAAGAUUUUGAAAAUGUUCUAUGGUUAUUUGAGAAAUUUUCACUUGAAAAUAAUUCUUUUAAAAAUUUAUAUAAUCCAUAUGGAUUUUUACGUGUCAUACCGAAAUAUCUCUUCAUUGCAUUUGUCAGAGAAUUAGCAUACUUAAAUAUGCUCUAUGUUAUAUCUGAAUUUAUUGUUAUUAAUAAAGAGGAUGAAAAAAUAUAUCUUAACAAGAAUCACCCUUCUAGACUUUCUGCAUUUCAUCAUUUUGUGAAAUAUCACUUUGUUCAGUUUUAUGAAGAACUUAGCAUGGAACCCAAUUUUCAAAAUUUUAAGCAAAACUUAAUAGAAAAUAUGGACGACGAAAUCGAUCUGGAUAACACCAAAGAUAUAUGCUCAAGUGUAGGAUCAACCAAAUCGCACAUACAUAUAAAUCUCCUAGAUCUAGAAACUUAUUUCAAUAACGAAUUACCUCUUCUCGUUAAGCAUAAAAACUUUGAUAAAACCUUUCCCCUUCUGUUUGAUUACUAUUCAAAAUUGUCUUCUUCUCCUGAUAAUAUAAAAAUGAAAUGUCCCCAUGAAGAUGAUAGGAUAAGUUUAAAAAAAAGCACUACUGAUAUGAAUAGUUAUAAAAAAGAGGAAAAGGAGACCAUAACACAUUCGAAUGAAGGAAAGGGAGAGACAAAAUAUGUCUCCUUUACAAUUUUUAUACGAUUCUUACGUGAGUUCGGAGUUAUACCACAUUUCUUCAGCAACUACAUGGCAAUACAAUUGUUACAAUCCUUCAUAGAAAAAAAAAAAAAAAAAAAAACGGAAAAAACGGAAAAAACGGAAAAAUCAGAAAAAACGGAAAAAUCAGAAAAAACGGAAAAAUCAGAAAAAACGGAAAAACCGGAAAAAUCAGAAAAAACGGAAAAAUCAGAAAAAACGGAAAAAUCAGAAAAAACGGAAAAAUCAGAAAAAACGGAAAAAAAUAGACUAAAUUAUGAUGAUUUUUCCUAUGCUAUCAUUUUAUCCAUUUGCGAAUGUGUAAAAAAAAAUAUACUAACCCAGUAUAACAUGUUGAAGAUGAAUAAUCAACUAAAUUCAAAAAUACAGACUGAAAAAAUAUUAAAUCAAAAUUAUAUACAAUACGAGGCCAAGGAAUUGAUUUACCUCUUUGGCUUUGCUGAUAUGCAGCUCGUAAAGUCAAAACUUAUUGUAUAA